Cuscuta europaea is the source of this 2197-nucleotide messenger RNA. Lineage: Eukaryota; Viridiplantae; Streptophyta; Magnoliopsida; Solanales; Convolvulaceae. The record is from the annotation of a GenBank genome assembly.
UGGGACUUGGAUAGGCUAGGAGACUGGGCAUCUCGAAUUGUCCGUUGUAUUCAUUCCGUAAACACAUCGUUCAUCAAUAAACAUUUUCUUCAUCUCUUCUUGAUCAAUUUCUUAGUGAUUCUCUACAAUUCUAAGUCAGAGUUAUCUGGUUCUAUCAAUGGUAUCAGAGCAUCAACUAUCGCUGGAGACUGUUAAGAUUGCGCAGAUGAACUUAGCGAUGGAAAAAGUUGCGAUGAACUUGGCGAUGCUACAGGAGACAAUCUCGAAGAGCAACAGUAACUAAAAUCGACCGAGGAAUCCGUCGUUCACAACGCACAGCUCGCAGCACUCUUCGCAUCGCCAAUCGCUCACCAGUUCGCAGGAAUCGUGAACUGUUCCUUCGCAUCGCACUUCGCGACUGGUAGACGCGGGAAAUUCUGAUCAGUCUCGUUCCGGUGUGAAUCGGGAUAAAAGUGGUCAACGAUCGCGAUCGUCGCACAGUCCAGUACAUUCCAGAGGUAAUUCCGUUCAUUCUAAGGUCAACUAUCAUCGUCAGUGUGAUGAACAUACGAGAAACCCUGUACGCACCGGCAAAAACAUAGAUUUACCAUUGUUUAACGACGAGGGAGCAUAUAACUGGAUUAUACAAAUGGAGAGGUAUUUUCGGUUAAAUGACAUUGAAGAAGAAGAGAAGGUUGAAGCUUCUAGGGUUGCUAUGGAAGAUAGGGCUUUGAACUGGUUUCAUUCAUGGGAGUACCGGACUGAAGAAACUAACUGGGACACUCCGAAGAAAUCUAUCAUUCGUAGAUUUCAACCUGAGUUGAUUUCUUCUCACAGUUCGAAAUCACGGACUUCAGCAUCCGCCAGCGGUUCACGACCAAGUAAAACUCUAUCGAGAGAGGCUUCCCGUUCACAGAUGUCAUCCCAAACCGCUUCAGCGCCUUCACGAACAGUUUUGCUUAAUUUGCAGACCUCAUCUCUGGCGCAGUCGCGAACAGUGUCUACCAGUUCGCAGGUCUCAGUUCACAGAGCUCAGUGCGCGACUCAUCUCAGUUCGCAGGACUCACCGCAGGUUUCAUCACAUAUUUCUGCUUCUCACAGUCCGCAAGUGGAGUCAGUUUCAUUACCGCAGCAGUCGGUGAGUCAGCUACAACCUAACUCUGAAGAUACACUCAUCAUUGGUGAUGAGGAACGAGGGGAGAGAACUUCUGUGGUGAUUCAGUCCAUUGCCAUGGAAACUGAGAAAAUAGAAGAGGAUGAAUCAAAGUCUGAGAAAAAGGACAAAAUUGAAAUACCAAAUCAAAUUAGAUCCUCUGCAGGGUUUGUUAGUAUGAGCUAUGAUCAAGGUUAUUAUUCUGAGCAUCUGAAAGUUGCUGACAAGGUUGUUGUUGAAAAGCGAAUGCACCGUUCUCCUGUCACCGAAGAAGAAUUUGAGGCCCAUGGGUGUUCUGGGGUGGAUUAUAAACACUUAUUUGGUGGGGUGGUGAUGUACUGGAAUCCUUCUGAAAUGUCUGGGACCAGUUUUUUGCGCCCUCCUUCACUUAGUUCAGAUGAUAGUUCUUGGGCAUGGCGAGUGGCAGAUAUGAACAAGGUUGUUGAUGACAGAGUUGACCUUGUUUCCUCUCACAAUAUUUCUUUUUGCUCUUCCUUUGAUCUUUUUGGCUCAGAAAUUAGUGAAUAUGUUAUAUCUGGAAGUAAAGUUCAUACUGGCAAGGUUGCACAGACAACUUGUGUGCAGCAGCAUCCAGAUAUUUCACUUUGGAUACAAUCAAUUGAAAUGCUGGAAACACAGAUGCUGGAAGAUGCAAACUUUGGCAACAUAAGAGAACAUUCUGCCUCCAGGACCUUGUUACUACUCCUUGCAGAGAAGAACAUGAAGAUGCAGCUUCAAGUACUGAAGCUAAAGAUCCAGAAUGCAAUGUUGUAUUGGGAAGGAAGAGGUGCUAGAAUGAAGUGCAAGUGGGAGAUCAUGGUUGAUUCCUAUCACCCACCUUGAGGACAAGGUGGUUGUUUAGGGGGGGAGUAUUGUUAGGAAUGGGCCUAUUAUUAGAAAUAAUAAUAAGUGGGCCUAUUAUUGUAGAUAAUAAUAAGUGGGCUUGUAUUAUAAAUAGAAGUACUAUAAAUAGAAGUCUGGAGUCUAAGAAUGGUAGGCAAGUAUUUUGGGACUUGGAUAGGCUAGGAGACUGGGCAUCUUGAAUUGUCCGUUGUAUUCAUUCCG